This is a messenger RNA of Diorhabda sublineata, 1376 nucleotides long. RefSeq names its product U6 snRNA-associated Sm-like protein LSm1 (gene LSm1). The record is from RefSeq and is a predicted model, not a curated record. Gene Ontology annotation, biological process: deadenylation-dependent decapping of nuclear-transcribed mRNA. Gene Ontology annotation, cellular component: Lsm1-7-Pat1 complex; P-body. The transcript is spliced from 3 exons. Bases 159 to 575 code for a protein of 138 amino acids. Gene Ontology annotation, molecular function: RNA cap binding. NCBI's taxonomy places the organism in Eukaryota, Metazoa, Arthropoda, Insecta, Coleoptera, Chrysomelidae.
GACGUCACAAUUUACACUUUACUUUCUUUCGGAAAUAAAGACGUAUUAGCUUAGAUUUUCCUUCUUUGACAAGGCAGCAUCAUAAAAUAGAAGAAGAAAAAUUGUCUAUCUCUAUUUGGUGUUAUAUUUUUGUCUUAUAUUUGAAAUUAGUUAUAAAUAUGAACCUAAAUAAACCAGAUUUGGAGGGUACAGCUCAUUUAUUAGAUGAACUCGAUAAAAAAUUAAUGGUGUUACUUAGAGAUGGAAGAACUUUAAUAGGAUACUUAAGAAGUGUAGAUCAAUUUGCGAAUUUAGUUUUACAUCAAACUAUCGAACGUAUACACGUUGGAACUGAAUAUGGUGAUAUUCCGAGAGGCGUUUUCAUUGUAAGAGGAGAAAAUGUAGUUUUAUUAGGAGAAAUAGACGCGGAAAAAGAGGGAGAAUUGCCGUUAACUGAAGUUUCCGUGGAUAGUAUAUUAGAUGCUCAAAGGAAAGAGCAAGAAUUGAAACAGGAAAAACAGAAAUUGUUAUCGCAGGCUUUAAAAGAGAGAGGGUUACGUCUAAUGCAAGAACUAACUCAUGACGAUAUGUUCUAAUUAUAUUUGAUCAAUACUUUGUUUUCAAUUUUAUUAUGUAUUAUAAGGAAAUUCGUGAUCAUAAUUUUUUUUAUUCGCAUUAUACACUCUAAGGCUUAGGAACCAUCCUAAUAAUCUGAUAAGGAACUUAAUGAUACCAUCCCACCAGUGGAAGCUGAGAAGACAUUACACUUGUGAUUUCUUAAUAGAUUUUAGAACUGUUGGACUAUGUAAAAUUGUAAAUAAAAGGAAAUAGUAACAACAAAUUUGCUCAAUGUAAUUACUUUACAGAUUGCUAAUACAGUGGUAUAUUAGAAAUCAGUUUUUUGUGUUGUAAAGUGAAAAUAUUUUAAAAAUUGUUUGCCAAACAUGCUGAGCAUAAUUCUGUUGUAGUAGUGGUUUAUAUUUUGCGGUGUUUAAAUUAAUUUUUGUUACAACAUAUCGCGCAUCCCCUCAAAUAGUGUCAUAAUUCAAAAAACAAACUAUCAAGUAAUAAGUGUUUUCAUUAGAUAACUCAUCAACCUACAAAGUUACCGCAAUAGUAACUAUUCAUAUUACAUUUUUUAAGAUAAGAUUUUUCGGUUUUCUUGUAUAAUAAAAGAGAUUUUCCAAUUUUUUGACUAAUGACACUAUUCUAGCGGAUGUGGGAUAUAUAUUUAUAUAAUAAUUCCAAUUAAUGACAAUAUAUUUCUCUACAAUUAAACUUGAAAUAGUGAGAUUGUUAUCCAUUUGACAUAAAUGUACACUACCUCCCCAACAGUUUUCCAGAAUACUUAUGAUGGAAUCAAAAUUAGAACAAGUAAUAAAGAAUACCAUGGAAAA